GUGGAGCUAAUAUUUCAGCGUUUUGUAUUUGCGUUGUUGGGGGAGUGCGGGGCGAGGGUUGACCACGUCCGGACCGCAAAAGAAUUAAAAGAUCGAUCACUUGGGCUUCGAAAUGGAACCAAUGAAACUCCAACGGGAGCGCCAAGGCAAUCUCCGCGGCGGAAGGGGAUGGUACGGAGCGGCGGCGGAGAUGGAGUCCGAGAAGAAGAAGGCGGCGAUGGCGGAGGACAGCGACGUGGACGAGCUCCUGGCGGCGUUAGGUUACAAAGUCCGAUCGUCGAACAUGGCCGACAUCGCGCAGAAGCUGGAGCAGGCGGAGAUGGCUAUGGGAAGCAGCGUCGUCGCCAACGAUGAUGACCUUUUUUUCCAACUUGCGGCCGAUACCGUCCACUACAACCCCUCGGACAUUUCCACCUGGGUCGAUAACAUCCUCUCGGAGCUCAACGGGCCUCCUCCUCCUCCUCCUGUCUCGUCGCCGCCUCCCAACGCCCCUGCUCCGCUCGAUCCGCAGAAACGCCAUCCCGAGGCUCUCCCCUCCGAUGCGGCGCAAUCCUCCAUCACAACCGUCGAACUUCCCCUGCCUACCCGCCGCCCGGCUCAAGUCUACGACCUCGAGCCACUCCCAGCUGUCAACGUCGCGCGUGCUCGAGGACGAUUCGCCUACAGUUCGGAUCCCCAGAUGGACGUCGUCGAUCCGUCGCCGAGAGAUUCGAAGAGGAUCAAGUUCUGCAGUUCGCCCCCUUCGUCGUCGUCCUCGACCACCGACGCGGCGACUUCAACCGCGUCCAAUCUGCCAGCGGUGGUAGUCGACACGCAGGAGGCUGGGAUCUGCCUCGUACACGCGCUGUUGGCCUGCGCAGAGGCGGUGGAACAGGGAAACCUCCAGGCAGCGGACGCCCUGGUGAAGCAAAUCACGGUGCUGGCCGCUUCCCAGGGCGGCGCGAUGCGCAAGGUCGCCGCUUAUUUCGCGGAGGCCCUCGCCCGCCGCAUAUACAGGCCGCCUCCCCUGGGUGGGGUUGUCGGAUGCCCCUCUUUCGAUUCCGUUGCGUUCGAUGACAUGCUGCACGCGCACUUCUACGAGAGCUGCCCCUACCUCAAGUUCGCGCACUUCACCGCCAACCAGGCAAUCCUCGAGGCCUUCGCCGGCUUCCGCCGGGUGCAUGUCGUCGAUUUCGGGAUGCGUCAGGGCCUGCAGUGGCCCGCCCUUCUACAGGCACUUGCUCUUCGCCCCGGCGGACCGCCUUCGUUCCGCCUCACCGGGAUCGGGCCGCCGCAGCCCGACAACUCAGACGCUCUGCAAGAGGUAGGAUGGAAACUUGCGCAGUUCGCCGAAACUAUCCGUGUGGACUUCCGCUACCGCGGUUUCGUGGCCUCUAGCCUCGCGGAUCUGGAGCCUUCUAUGUUACUCGGCAAAAACUCCGACGACUGCGGCGGAGCCGAGAAGGAGGAGCCAGAGGUAGUGGCGGUGAACUCGGUGCUCGAACUACAUCGGCUGCUGGCGCGGCCGGGAGCACUGGAGAAGGUGCUGGGGACGAUUAGGGCGGUUCGGCCUCGCAUCUUGACAGUGGUGGAGCAGGAAGCGAACCACAACGGCGGGACGUUUCACGAGCGGUUCACGGAGGCGCUCCGCUACUACUCCACCGUGUUCGACUCUCUGGAGGGCGGGGGGAAGAGUGGCGGCGAGCGGGACCAGGUGAUGUCAGAACUUUAUCUCGGCCGGCAGAUCUGUAACGUGGUGGCGUGCGAAGGUGCGGAGCGGAGGGAGCGGCACGAGGCGGUGGAGCAGUGGCGGGAGAGAUUGACGGGGGCCGGCUUCGAGUCCGUUCCCAUCGGCUCCAACGCUUUCAAGCAGGCUAGCAUGCUCCUCGCCCUCUUCGCCGGCGGAGACGGCUACCGGGUGGAAGAGAAGGACGGCUCCCUCACCCUCGGCUGGCACACCCGCCCGCUGAUCGCCGCCUCUGCCUGGCGCGUCGCCGCCGCCGAUCCUCCUUCGCUCGAUGAUCAUUUCCAAGAUGCCUUCCGUGUCAGCCGUCCGAGUUGCAUCGCACGGCCCCAAGCAUCGUUCGGCGUGGGGUCCGCAGGGAAUCGGGUACGGUAACUUAGCCCGCAGGAUCCGCCCAGGCUCGGCUCACGCCGGUGGUGGGGCCUCUUUUCUCCUCCCGUCCUUUUUUUUAUCUUUUCCGUCAAAUGUUAAAUCGUUCACGAACCACUGGCGCUCUACUUUAAUGAUGUAUCGAUCUACGAAGCUGCACCUACCCAAUUAAUCAUUUCUACUUUUACCAUA
Molecule: messenger RNA, 2284 nt
Organism: Zingiber officinale
Lineage: Eukaryota; Viridiplantae; Streptophyta; Magnoliopsida; Zingiberales; Zingiberaceae
Product: DELLA protein SLR1-like
Exons: 1
Coding region: 113-2098 (661 amino acids)
Biological process (GO): regulation of DNA-templated transcription
Cellular component (GO): nucleus
Molecular function (GO): sequence-specific DNA binding; DNA-binding transcription factor activity
Source: RefSeq, a predicted model, not a curated record